Molecule: messenger RNA, 2313 nt
Organism: Apiotrichum porosum
Lineage: Eukaryota; Fungi; Basidiomycota; Tremellomycetes; Trichosporonales; Trichosporonaceae
Exons: 7
Coding region: 1-2313 (770 amino acids)
Source: RefSeq, a predicted model, not a curated record
AUGCCCCCCGACGGUCCCAGCCGCUUCAAGACGCGCUUCUCCAACAUUUCCAUGCCCGGGUUCAAGCAAAAGCAGCCCGACAUCACCCCUUAUCCAAUGUAUCUGCCGCCCCCCGUGUCGCUCGCCGCAGUCCAUAGCGUAGCCCAAAACGUCCACUGUGUCGAGUCACACCGUGCGAGUCUCAAGAGCCAGCACGCCAGCCCAGGCAUGUUCGUGCCCAGCUCGCCGCUCCCUCCCCUCCCCACGGGCCUGGGUGGCAACUUGGGCUACCAACUCUCGCCGCCCGAGUCUCCGUACCCGAUCGAUCUCGAGGCGUACGCCCAAGGAGGUGCUGCUUCGAGUGAAGCCUCUCCCGAGUCGAGUCCCAAGGCGCGCCCGCCGCCACUCGACCUCGAACGCACGCACCAAGUCUACCCCGCCAAGGUGGUGCGUGAAGUCCCUCCCCCGCCGCUCCUGAACGUCGCGCGUGGGCGUAUCCCUCCGGCCCCUGCUGUGGGUCGAGGAUCCGACACGACCGCCACGUUGGAGUUCUUUGAUGUGGAAAAGCACGCGGGAGACUACAAGGCGAGCGAAACCCUCGAGGCAGAGGGGGGACGGUACCCGACCUGGAAGAACACCCGCCAUCUCGAGCCGGCCGCCACUGCUACUGCUCCCCACCAGCAGUUUGCGGCAUCGCACGCGCGUGACUUGGGCGAUUCCGUCCUGCACGAUGUCUUCCUCACACCCACGUACAACACGUUCUCUUCCUCCCCCGGUCCGUCGGGCUCCAACUCGACCGUAAAGGGACCCCGGGGCGCCAUCCCGGCCAUGGCAGCCAACGCUGCGCGGCUGAGCACCGCAUGGAUCAUGCGGCCCAGUGCGCUCAAGCGCGACGGCAAUGGCGACGGAGACUACAACGACAGGCCCAGGCCCCAGCGUACGGUUCGCAUGGCGCUGCCUCUCCCGCUGCCCGAGAAGGACGCGUACGCCGGAUAUCGCAAGGCCAGGAGCGUCGCGUCCACCGCUUCGCCUGCUUCCUCGGUUCACAGAGCGCCUCGCUGGAGUGGCGCCAGGGAGUGGGUUAUGAGUGAUGUGGAGAAGGUGAAGGCUGCUGUGGGAGGCAGGCAGGCGGGUUACAGCAAGAAUGUCGAGCAGAAGAAGAAUAAGCGAAACCGGUGCAUUGUCCUGGUCGUCCUUGUCUUAUUCAUCCUCAUUGUGGUCCUCUGCAUCAAGCUCAUCCACAAGAGCCCCUCCAGCUCGAUUGCCUCAGACGCCAGCUCGGCGUCCAACUCGGGCACACCGACGGCAACUGCCACCUCGUCCUCGGCGCCCUCAGCAGCUACCACAAGCUCGGCAAUGCUCGCCACCUGCCUGUCCUCAUUCACCAACGACGCACCCUCCAACCCCCAGGCGUACGCUUGCGGUGACUGUGUCCCUGUGCUCGAAUCUGCCGUCAACGACUACACCCUCCCUCUAGAUGGUGGCAACUCGACCGGUGUCGGCGCGGCGCUCCAGUUCUGUGCCCUCAUGGACCUCUACGGCCAGGCUGCCGGCCAAGACUUCUUCUCCAGUGGGGGUUGGGGCUCUAAUGCGAGCCCAUGUGGAAGUACAGUGUGGAGUGGCUUGAACUGCGAUGAGCGUGGACGAGUUACUGGUCUUGCCAUCACUGCAGCAGCUGUCCCGGCCACACUCCCUGCGAAGCUCACCAACCUCGUCUCCCUCGCCACAGUCUUCAUCACCGGCAACAACAGCUUCCCGACGGGGACCUUGCCUCCCGGUUUCUUCUCUCUGGCAAACCUCACCUCGGUGAUGCUCCAGGCGACAGCUCUGACUGGUCCCAUUGACACGCUCGACGUGGCCGCUGCCACCCAGCUCACGAGCCUGUGGCUGGUUGGCAACAAGGCGCUUGGCUCGACCCUGCCAGACCUGUCGGGUAACAAGAAGCUCAACCAGAUAGUCAUGACCCACGCUGGUUUGACGGCGGCGGUGGACACGGCCAAGCUGCCCAGCUCCCUUACAUACAUCAUCGAGGGCCAGGCCCCCAACAUGGGCAGCUUUCCCAACUUGUCCGCCAUGACGCUCUCCAACAACGCCUUCACCCUCCCACCCACCACUCUCCCGACGUCCCUCCGCUCGCUCAACUUGGCCACCAACCCCAAGCUCAACGGCACUGUCCCAGCAGCCAUGUGCUCGCUGGCCUCGUUGACGAGCUGUGACUUGAGGAACACCGGACUCAAGUUUCCGAGCGCGGCCAACGCCUGUGGCGACUGCCUGCUCAGCGCCAGCACAAGCACCACGACCUUCUAUAUCACACCUGUGCCCCCCCGUAUCUAA